UUUCUCAAGAGCCAAUGGGGGAGAUGGGCAGCAGCAGCUUCGGUUGCCGAUACUGAGCAUGCUCAAGGGAGGUGGAGCAUGCCCACUCCCUCUUUCCAAGGUACGGAUGCCGAGCGAGGGAGCCUCGGCGCGGAUAGAGAGGAAAGCCAUGGAGGGUGGAAGGGAGCGUCGGAGCUGGCGAAGCGCCUCUUUCCCGCUGCUGCUGCUGCUGCUGCCGUGUCUCGCCCUUGAGCUCGUCCUGCCGGUUGCCCAGGCUCGGAGCCUCCGCUUUGUUACCUUGUUAUACCGCCAUGGAGACCGCUCUCCGGUGAAGGCUUACCCCCGAGAUCCCUAUCAGGAAAGCGCCUGGCCUCAGGGAUUUGGGCAACUUUCUCAGGAAGGGAUGCAGCAGCAGUGGGACCUUGGUCGAGCGCUUCGAAGGCGUUAUGAUGGAUUCCUCAAUUCCUCAUACAAUAGACAAGAGAUCUACAUACGCAGCACAGAUUUUGAUCGGACCCUGAUGAGUGCCGAGGCCAAUCUGGCAGGACUGUACCCUCCAGAAGGGUGGCAAGUGUUCAACCCCAAUAUUUCUUGGCAGCCUAUUCCUGUCCACACAGUACCUGACUCAGCAGAGCAUCUCCUGAAGUUCCCAUUAUCUCCCUGUCCCCGUUACGAACAGCUGCAAAAUGAGACCCGGCAGACAGCAGAGUAUGUGAAUAGGACCAUCCAGUACAUGGGAUUUCUGGAGAUGGUGGCAAACAAGACGGGAAUCCAGGAUGUCUCCCUCGAGUCGGUCUGGAGUGUAUAUGACACACUCUUCUGUGAGAAAACACACAGAAAACAUCUUCCCGAUUGGGUAACUCUCGAUGUGAUGACUCAGCUGAAGCAGCUGAAAGAUUUCGGCUUCGAAGUCCUCUUUGGGAUCCACAAACGGGUGGAAAAAGCUCGUUUGCAGGGUGGGGUCCUUCUGUCUCAAAUAAGGGAAAACCUUACUCUUGCUGCAAAUGCCUCCAUACCUCGCCACUUCAAAAUGCUAAUGUACUCAGCUCAUGACACCACCCUUGUGGCACUGCAGAUGGCUCUGGAUGUUUACAGCGGGAGGCAACCACCAUAUGCCUCAUGUCAUAUAUUUGAGCUGUAUCAAGAGGAUGAUGGUAACUUUUCAGUGGAGAUGUUCUUUCGGAAUGAGAGUGGGAAAGAGCCUUACCCAGUGCAGCUGCCUGGCUGUGCACAGCGUUGUCCCCUGCUGAAUUUCCUGCAACUCACCGAGCCUGUUAUUCCACAGGACUGGAAACAAGAAUGCCAGAUAGCAAGCACCAUGAAAGACACAGAACUUAUUGUGGUUUUGGCUGUCUGUGGAUCCAUCCUCUUCUUGCUUACUAUCCUGCUCCUGACAGUACUCUUCCGUUCCAAGUCCCAGCCUCCUGGCUACCGGCACGUUUCCAAUGAAGGAGAGGAACAGCCUUGACAUUUGCUCCAGCCCCUCCUGAGGCAGCAGGAGAGAACGGUGCUGACUCUAGAGACAAGAGGGGCUUCUUUCAGUGACUGAGGGUCUUCUUCAUUUGUCCUGAUUGCUGCUUCUAAGCCAAAAGGCCCAGACUCUGUGGUGGAGCUGCUGUGACUAUCAGAUGCAGUCGAGCUGUGAAGCGAAUAAUACAGUCAUGAACUAGGAGUAAAAUGCAAGCAUGAUUUGGGGUUGCUAUUUGCCAGUAUGUGACUGGUUCUAUCAGAGGACCCCGUCUUGCUUCUUUUGAACCCAGUAUGCUGAAGUUUCCGCUACUGGUGCAGAAUGGACAGCCUUCCCAACUGAAACCUGCUGCUCCUCAGAAAGCCUUGCUUCCACCUGGCAGUUGUUACUUGAACAUCCCUGAACUGUGGGAAAGGGGCCUGGUGCUAUAACUGCCUUCUCCAGCUGUUAUUAACUGGGAAUCAAACCAAUGCCUCUCUGUCUUACGUACUUGGCUCUUAGCCACUGGGUCCAUACAGAAGGAUAAGGCUGGGGCUGGACCCAAUCUUAUACAACAGAGGGGGGAAAUGACUUUCUCAAAAGCAGCCUUCUUCCCAUUUGUCACUGACUACAGAAAUUCAGUAAGUGGAACGCAGUACACUUCCUCUGUCUCCCCGCUAUUUUCAGCCUCAACGUAUUCUUACAAAGCAGUGCAGCCUUGGGUUUAAUGGGAAGUGAACGAGUGGAAUUUAGAAGUGCUUAUUAGCAAAGGCCUGGCUAGAAUCAUUCUUUAAAUGCCCUAUAAUAUCAUGCACAAUAUUCUGGGCCAGCAGAGAUUCGAAGAAAAUCUGUCAUUUUAAAACAAAGGUAAGCCUCUGAGGCAGAAAAAGAUGCAAACGUAGCUAAAUAUGUUGCCCUAUAGAAAGAAUCAUUGUGUAUCAAGUGUAGCAUGAGAAUUUCACAGUAAGGAUCUGCAGCUUUUGUGGAAAACCCUCCUAUCAUGCCACACUUUAUAGAUGACGGCAUACAUAUUCUUUCUAACACAUCUUCAAGCAGGGAAAGUGCUACCAUAACAUGCACUUUCUCAUCAUGCAUGUUAUAUCUGACAUACAAAGAACACAAAAAUAAGCAUCUCUGCUGCUCUAAAAACACAAAGAAAUUUAGAACACUCACAGCUGCACACAAAUGUCUUGGGUACAAACAAGAAGACAAAAAACCGAGCCCAGACCCAGUCCUGAACAGAAGUGCUUCUGAGCGUAUACAGAAUGUGUUUCCUUCAUGCUUGAAAAACUACAGCUUACCUGCUCUCUACAUACACUAAGGAAUAAGAGUCCAGGCAUGAUUGCAAACACAGGCAUGAGUUCCACAGCAUACUUUGCAAUCAAAUAACACAGUCCUCCUCUCCAAAAAACAAAAAACUGAAUACACUCUUGGCUUUUCUCUCCUCCCCGUUUCCCAUCCCCUUUCAGACAUAGGUCCUCAAAACAAGAAACAAGUGUUCUCUCUGCACAUUUCUCUGUCCUGCUCCCAUAGGCAAGAAAGCCUCAUUCUUUGUCUUCACCCAGGGCUCAGUUCAGGAAAUCUUGAGGCCAAAUCCAGAAAGGAUUUCCCUCCUAGUAGCCCAUGCUAGUUUUUCCCAAGUGCAGCAACUGAAUUCUUCAGAAAAGAACAGAGGCUUGAAAAGAACAAGAGGUGCUUAAUAAGAACUUCACUUGUUUGGAUGCAGAGAGGAAGCCAGGAUUUUUUAAUAUGGGAGCUGGAUGAGAAAGCAGUUCUGCUAAGUGGGAAGAGUUAGUUACUGGGAGAACAGCAAUAAAUAUUUGAAAUGGCCAGUGCUUUUUUUUUAAUGGAAAAAAGUGCCAGUAUUCACCAUGAAGUUGUUACAGUAAGUGCCACACUUUUAACAUUUGGAAGUGGGGGAAAGGUGCUGGUACUGCGUACCCUUGAGUACCCCUAGGAAAAAAACCACUGGAAAUAACAGACAUAUCUAAGCAGGGGAUUGUGGGGAGCUGGCAGUCCUAAUCUUUCCCCCAGAAAGAUGUGCAGCUCAUUCUGAGGCUUCAGCACAUGCAUUAAAAUAAAGAGUAUUCCUGUCCCUCACUACAUUACCCAUCUUCCUAGUAAACAUAUUUAUUGAUGCUUCCAUUGCAACUAGCGCUAUGUAAGAACCACACCACCCUGCUAGGUAAGGCCAAAGUUUCAUCACAGUGGCCAAUCAGGUGCCUAUGGGAAGCCUAUAAACAGGACCCGAGUGCAACAGCACUCUCCACACUUGUGAGGGGGAGUUGUAGCACUGGCAGAGGAAGGGGUGGGUGGUGGAUGUGGUCUGCCCCGGGUGUAAUCCCUGGGGGAGGGGGUGACAUCGCCGCCCCACCUCCGGGACACUUGCCCUGCCCCCAGGUGCACAGCAUGUGUGCUGCUCCGGGUGCCGGAGCAGCUAGCUCCGCCUCUUAUUUGUAACCAAACCCACAGAGUGCUCACUAAUGGUUCCUCAUCAUCCUGGAUAAAAGUGACAAGUGGAGUGCUGCAAGGUUCUGCCCUGAGCCCGUUGUUAUUCAAUGUCUUUAUAAACAACUUGCAUAAGGCAGGGCUGUUUUUCAACGGGAACUCGCCAGAAUUCAAUUCCAGCACCUCUCUCUCAGGUGGGCGCCAUUGCCAUUACAAGAGAAGAAGGGAGGUGUUCAUGGUGAAUUCUGGCACCUUUCUCCAGAACAAUAGCGCUAUAUAAAGGUAUUGAGCAUAUGCUCAUCAGAUUUGCAGAUGACACCAAACUGGGAGGGGUAGCUAAUGCCACAGAAGACAGAAUCAGGAUUCAAUAUGACCUUAACAGAUUGGAGAACUGGGUCAAAGCUAAGAAAAUUAAUUUCAAUAGGGACCAAGGUAAGGUUCUGCACUUAGGCAGGAAUAACCAAUGGGGGACACCUGGCUUGCCAGUAGAAAGUGAAAGGGAGCUAGGGGUCUUAGUGGACCACAAGAUUAAGGUGAGUCAACAAUGUGAUGCAGCAGCAAAAAAGGCUAAUACUAUUCUAACACUGCAUCAACAGAAGUAUAGUGCCCAGAUCAAGGGAAAUCAUAUUCUGCCUUAGUCGGACCACAUCUGGAGUGCUGUGUCCAGUUCUGGGCACUACAAUUUAAGAAGGAUAUUGACAAGCAGCAGCAUAUGCAGAGGAAGGUGACCAAGAUGAUCAAGGGAUGAGAGGAGAUAUGAUAGCCAUCUUCAAAUAUCGAAAGGGCUGUCACAUGGAAGAUGGAGCAAGCUUGUUCUCUCCUGCUCCAGAGUGUGGGACCAGAACCAAUGGAUUCAAGUUACGAGAAAGAAGAUAGCAACUAAAUAACCAGAACUGUCUGGCAGCAAGAGCUGUUCAGCAGUGGAACAAACUUGCUCAGAAGGUGGUUGGCACCCCUUCCUUGGAGGUUUUUAAGCAGACGUUGAAUGAUCAUCUGUUAUGGAUGCUUUGGUUGAGAUUCCUGCAUUACAUGGGGUUGGACUAGAUGACCAUCAGGGUCACUACCAACUCUACAAUUUUAUGAUUCUAUGAACCUGCAUAUAUUAAUUUUUCCAAUACAUCUGGCAACACAUGCAAUAUAAUUCUGCAAAAAAGGGGGGGAAAUUGGCUAACUCUGUUUGCAGCUCUAUACUUUUCCCAUUGCUGAUCACCUAACUGCAUGGCAUGGCUCCUGCAGGGCAGGAUGCAAACACAGAGCCAAAUGAAGUCCAGCAUAAUGGGUUGAUUACUAUUAUGUGUAUUUCCUGCAAGCCAGGUAAAUAAGGGGCAAAAUUUCAAGUUGUCUGCUUUGGUACAAAUUGGGGGCAUAAAAGGUUUCUGUGAUUUAUUGAGUCUCUGAAUGUUGUUUCUGUAAUUCACUUGGAUAAUUUUCUUAUCCCCCCCCC
Molecule: messenger RNA, 5318 nt
Organism: Zootoca vivipara (common lizard)
Lineage: Eukaryota; Metazoa; Chordata; Lepidosauria; Squamata; Lacertidae
Gene: ACP2
Product: acid phosphatase 2, lysosomal
Biological process (GO): lysosome organization; dephosphorylation
Cellular component (GO): lysosome
Molecular function (GO): acid phosphatase activity
Source: RefSeq, a predicted model, not a curated record